Ochlerotatus camptorhynchus is the source of this 1097-nucleotide messenger RNA. RefSeq names its product Iodotyrosine deiodinase (gene Iyd). Lineage: Eukaryota; Metazoa; Arthropoda; Insecta; Diptera; Culicidae. Gene Ontology annotation, cellular component: plasma membrane. The transcript has 2 exons. The record is from RefSeq and is a predicted model, not a curated record. The coding region runs from base 154 to 1071 and encodes 305 amino acids. Gene Ontology annotation, molecular function: oxidoreductase activity.
ACGUAGCUCUCAGUUCUGGCUAAGAACUUAACGCGAUCGUAACCUACUAAGUGAAACGCGCGUGUGACUAAUACUUAGCGCAGAUUAGUGAAGAGAUUGUAGUUGGCAGUGCCAUUUUGUGCGGUUCAAUAAUUGGAUCUGAAUUUCCUGAAAAUGAACCUUUUGGACGAACUUACCCGCGCCUUUGAUCAAUCACUGAUCGUCAGCUGCUGGAAGUAUAUCUUUCCUGUGUUGGUGGUACUGUAUCUGUUCAUCUUUCUCUACGAUAAGAAUCGCUAUGGUGGUAAAAAGACCAAGGAAAAUAGUAGCACUGCAACUACUAAUGCGGUCAAGGAGAAACUAGACGGAAUUGAAUAUGUGGGUGAAAUCGACUCGGGCGAAUUCGACCCAACACCUGUGCUGGAAGAGACAGAGCACAUUCCGUUCGCUGGGGCCACCGUCACCUUGAAUAAGGAUCCGCUCAAGGCAGCAACUCACUUCUACGAAAUCGUCAACAAUCGCCGCAGUGUGCGUAUGUUCAGUACACGAUCGGUAGAUGCUUCAGUUAUUGACAAAUGUAUCCAUGCUGCCGCAACAAGCCCCAGUGGCGCCCACACUGAACCGUGGACUUUCUGUCUUAUAUCGGAUGCCGACGUAAAGGCUCAGGUACGCGAAAUUAUCGAGGCGGAAGAAUUGGUCAACUACCAGCAGCGAAUGUCCAAACAGUGGACAACGGAUUUACGGCCACUGAAGACGAACCACGUCAAGGAAUACCUCACUGAGGCACCGUACUUGAUCUUGAUCUUCAAACAAACCUACGGAUUCAAAGCGGACGGUGGCAAGAAGCAGCAUUACUACAAUGAAAUUUCCACCUCGAUUGCCACUGGUAUACUGUUGUGUGCCCUGCAGGCAGCCGGGUUGAAUUCGCUCGUUACGACUCCGCUGAACUGUGGACCGGCGCUGAGAAACUUGCUCGGCCGGCCGGUGAAUGAGAAACUGCUGGUGCUGCUUCCGGUCGGCUACGCUUCCGACGAAUGUACGGUUCCGGAUUUGCAUCGUAAACCGGUGGAGGAAGUUGUGGUGAAAUACUAAACGGAUUCCCAUGUGGCAAGGCAAUU